AUGAUGACUUCCAGCGCCCUUCGCCAGCAUAACAAUGUCUGGAGUAAUAAGUACUUCGCUAUCGCUAUCGGGGCGAUUAUGGUGCUGUUCAUUCUAUGCCAUUGGUGUGAAAUAGCUUAUUCUAGAUUUGGUCCUAGGAAGCCAAAUUCAUUCGCGAGGCAUGUCUUUAAGCUUCAUCGGGCUUCACGGAGACUUUUGAAUAAUGAGAUUCUUGGCACUCGCGUCGAUAGACUCUUGCUUUAUCUCAUCUACUGGGCCCUGAAUCUCAUCUUAGCAUUGACAAACGUCGAUUUCGAACGAGUUGAUAAGCGCUUCGGAUGGAUUUCUGUGGCAAACUUUGCACUGCUUGUGUUUCUCGCUCUCAGGAAUACUCCGCUCGCUCCUUUGUCUGGCAAUUCUUACGAGAAGCUGCGUCCUCUCCACAAAGUGGCAGGCUAUACUUGCAUCGUGACUAGUGUGAUACAUGGCAUCACAUACACUAUUGUCUUCGCCCAGGAAGGGAAAUUGGAGAAGUACAAGGAAAGAGACAACUUUUCUGGAGCAAUUGCAGGAGUAGCAAUGUUGAUCAUUGGGUUCUCUACAAUCGGAUAUUUCGUUCAAAAAAGCUACGAAAUCUUCUACGUUAUUCACCUUGCCAUGUUCAUGUUGAUAUUGAUCACUGUCGGAAUGCACCGGCCGGAUUUCUCAAAGUCCACGGUCAUUAUUGUCAUCUUCAUAGCAUGCCUGUGGGGUGCCGAUCGGCUCAUUCGCUUGGCCAAGAAGUCUUGGAACUUUGUCGGCAACAAUGCAACUGUUACACCAAUGGCAGAUGGCGCAGUUCGAGUAAAACUAAAGCGCAACCUGCGUUGCAGACCUGGAUCACAUGCUUUUCUAUGGAUUCCAUCCAUUCGUUGGAUGGAAACGCAUCCCUUUACUCUCGUGUCAAAUGAGCCGGCCGAGUUUCUUGUUCGCGAAUAUAAUGGAUUCACUCGUGAUUUGCUGAAGAUCGCUCGAGAAGAGCCCGGGAAAGUUCUGCGGUGCUCCGUUGAUGGAGGGUAUGGGCAAAUUCCGAAGUUCAUGAAGUUUGAUCGAAUCGUGCUGGUCGCUGGUGGCAGUGGUGCUACUUUUACGUUCAACAUUGCACUCAAUGUGCUUAAAGAAUGCGCUGUUGCAAACAUCACGAAGCCUAUUUACUUUAUCUGGGUAGUUCGACAUGCAGAGUCAUUCAACUGGUUCGAUACCGAGUUACAACAAUUACAGGAUUGCCCUUCUGUAAAUCUUCUCAUUCAUGUCACACGCGAUGAAGCUAUAUCAAAUGAUUCUCCACUUUCAGGCUCAGUUAGUGUCGCUAGUGACCCUGAAAAGGCACCAACAGCUGUUGGAUACGUUGGAAAGGGAGCACCAGUCAUGACAGAUGUCGAGAAAGGAAAGGAAGAGGUCAAAGGACAAGCCACGGUUUCCGUAUCCGCUAUACGAAAGGGGCGCCCAGAUAUCACAAUCUUGAUCGCUGAUUGCUUAUCCCAAGGCUCCGUCGAUGAGCACAUUGGCGUUGGCGUUUGUGGACCGAUGAACAUCAUUGAAUCAACACGUGAGGUGACCUGUAGGAACACUUUUGACAGUGGCCCCUUCAUUACUUUCCACAGUGAGGAAUUUGAAUGGUGA
Molecule: messenger RNA, 1641 nt
Organism: Penicillium atrosanguineum
Lineage: Eukaryota; Fungi; Ascomycota; Eurotiomycetes; Eurotiales; Aspergillaceae
Product: ferric reductase family protein
Exons: 7
Coding region: 1-1641 (546 amino acids)
Biological process (GO): iron ion transport; intracellular iron ion homeostasis; copper ion import
Cellular component (GO): plasma membrane
Molecular function (GO): ferric-chelate reductase activity
Source: RefSeq, a predicted model, not a curated record